Quercus robur (English oak) is the source of this 767-nucleotide messenger RNA. RefSeq lists its product as uncharacterized. The coding region runs from base 249 to 626 and encodes 125 amino acids. The record is from RefSeq and is a predicted model, not a curated record. The transcript is spliced from 2 exons. Lineage: Eukaryota; Viridiplantae; Streptophyta; Magnoliopsida; Fagales; Fagaceae.
ACUUCCCAUCUCUCAAACGCCCUUGACCCAGCUCUUGAAGCAGACCAUUCUUAUUUUUUAUUAAAAAAAAAAAUUUAUCCAAAAAAAAGCUCAAUAUUAAUUGCGCACUUUAAAAGAGGAAUAAACUCAUCUCAUAAACGCCUUGUCAUUGAAAACCAUUCAGAAAUUAAAUCAUUGAGUUUCAUUGUUUUGUUUGAACAUUAUGUUAUUGAAUUUCAACUACAUAAACAUAUAAAAUCUAAGGCAACAUGGCUUCGUGCCUAUCUUCUUUUUGUGUUUCAAUAAAACCAUCUAUCAGGCACAAAUACAAUACUCGUCAAGGCGUGCAAGCAAGAGCUCAGAGCUUUAGUGAUGAAGGGAGAUCAAGAAAUAUUGUAGAUUCAAAUUUGAAUGUUCUUAGAGAGAAGAUAGAAAUGGUUAAGAUGAAGGAGAGGUUGGAGAGGUGUUGUAAAUGUGAAAAUGGAUGGAAUUAUGUGGCUGGUUAUGAUUAUAAACUCAAGAGAGAGAAAGAUAUGUGGAAGUUCUUUGAGCUCGUAGGUUUGGUUUCUGGGACUCUUGGUUUCACCUGUCUUAGUGGUACAGUCUGUCUCUUCCUUGUUUCCUUCUUUCUUCGUUUGAUACAAUGAGUUGGAUGUUGUACAAAAUGUAAAUGAAUCUCUCUUUCUGUUCUAGAAAAAAAGAAAAGAAAAAAAAGUCUCUCUCUCAUUGUAUAUUUCUUAGGUUUGUGAUACCAUAUUAUUAUUGGAACUUUCAAGAUUUAGGGCUUU